Molecule: messenger RNA, 978 nt
Organism: Triticum turgidum subsp. durum (durum wheat)
Lineage: Eukaryota; Viridiplantae; Streptophyta; Magnoliopsida; Poales; Poaceae
Source: the annotation of a GenBank genome assembly
AUGGAGCUGAGUCCAAUAAGUGCCUCGCUAGGUGCCUUGCGCUCCCUUCCACGGAAGCUCGAUGAGCUCCUGGCGACCAAGCACCGGACUCUGCGGGGGAUUGUGAUGGACGAGAUCGAGCAACUCACAGCUGAUCUUCGCAUCCAGUACAGCUUCAUGCUGGUGCUCUCAACUGCGCAGGACCCUCCUAUGAGUGCGAGGUACUGGAUGAGGGACGUGCGCGAGCUUUCCUAUGACAUGGAGGACUUUGCCGACCAAUUCAUCCAGGCUCAUGGCCGUUCGAAGAUUUUUUCUUUAAAGAGAAGGCAUCAUGCUCAUGGCCGUGCCAAGAUCCGUAGAGCUAUUUUGCGCAAGCUUAUUUAUCGGAUGAAAGACAUGUGCGAGCCGUCCUAUGACAUGGUGAAAUUUGUUGACCAAUUCAUCCAUGCUCAUGGCCGUGCCAAGAUCCGGCGAGCUACUUGCCGCAAGCUUGUUUCUCGGCUCAAGAUUAGCCGCCUUCCAGGCAGGCGGAGGUGGCGCUCAUGGAUCACCAACAUGGUCUCGGAAUUCAGGACUCGAGCGCAGGAGGCGACUCGGCGAUGCCAGAGGUACAAGUUGGAUGAUUGCGUCUCCAAUUCUGGAUAUUCUCGUGUUGGCCAUGAGCUUCCAACUAUGUUGCAAGAUCCUAGUGAUCUUGUUGGCAUAGAAGACGCGAUGGAUGAGCUUGAACGAUGGUUGACCGAUGGAAAAAAGCCCCUCAAGGUGGCGUCCAUCGUCGGUGUCGGGGGAAUCGGUAAGACCACUCUUGCCCAAAAAUUGUGGGGUAAACUCCAUGUACAAUUCGAGUGUGGGGCAUUUGUGAGGACAGCCCAAAAGCCCGAUAUGAGGGGUAUUCUCAGGAACAUACUCUUGCAAGUUCGCCCCCACCAACCACCGAACGCUGGAGAGAUGCACCACCUGAUCAACGACCUUAGACAAUACCUACAAGGCAAGAGGUAA